Sinocyclocheilus anshuiensis is the source of this 1790-nucleotide messenger RNA. RefSeq names its product LUC7-like (S. cerevisiae) (gene luc7l). The transcript is spliced from 10 exons. Bases 126 to 1220 code for a protein of 364 amino acids. Gene Ontology annotation, biological process: mRNA splice site recognition. The record is from RefSeq and is a predicted model, not a curated record. NCBI's taxonomy places the organism in Eukaryota, Metazoa, Chordata, Actinopteri, Cypriniformes, Cyprinidae. Gene Ontology annotation, cellular component: U1 snRNP. Gene Ontology annotation, molecular function: mRNA binding.
UUUGUUUGCUCUAGAGUGACGGCGCGAGAGACACUGGAGCGAAGCGGUUCGCCGAUGAUUAAAACUUUCAUUUUAGGGUAAAAUCACCAUCACCUUUGUAAGGCGAGCGAGUUAAUCGUGUCAGGAUGUCGGCCCAGGCUCAGAUGAGAGCUUUGCUGGAUCAGCUGAUGGGAACGUCGAGGGAUGGAGAUGAGUCGAGACAGCGGGUUAAAUUCACAGACGAGCGCGUCUGCAAAUCGCACCUGCUCAACUGCUGCCCGCAUGACAUCCUCUCUGGAACGCGCAUGGACCUUGGCGAAUGCUCUAAGAUACAUGACCUGGCGCUGAGAGCAGACUAUGAGAUCGCGUCUAAAGAGAGAGACCUGUUCUUUGAACUGGAUGCGGUGGAUCACCUGGAGUCGUUUAUUGCCGACUGUGACCGCAGGACUGAGUUGGCCAAGAAGCGUCUCGCUGAGACACAGGAAGAGAUCAGCGCUGAGGUGGCCGCAAAGGCAGAAAAGGUUCACGAGUUGAACGAGGAGAUCGGGAAGCUGCUGGCGAAAGCUGAACAGCUCGGCGCUGAGGGGAAUGUGGAUGAAGCCCAGACAGUUCUACAGGAGGUUGAGAGAGUCCGAACUAAGAAGAAGGAUGCAGAGGAAGAGUACAGGAACUCUAUGCCCGCCUCCAGUUUCCAGCAGCAGAAGUUGCGCGUCUGUGAGGUGUGCUCUGCCUAUCUUGGUCUCCAUGACAAUGACCGGCGUCUCGCUGACCACUUUGGCGGCAAACUGCACCUGGGCUUCAUUCAGAUCAGAGAGAAGCUGGAACAGCUGAAGAAAACCGUGCAGGACAAACAGGAGAGACGGAACCAGGAGCGACUCAGGAGGAGGGAAGAGCGGGAGAAAGAGGAGAAAAUGAAAAAACGGACUAAGUCACGCAGCCGAGAACGCAAGAGGUCUCGUUCUCGCGAACGUGAUCGAGAACGCAGACGCCGACGUUCCUGCUCCGCAUCGCGAGAGAAGCGCCGUUCCCGUUCUCGCUCCAAAGAGCGCGACAGACGCCGGCGGCACCGAUCUCGAUCCAGAUCCCGCUCGCGCCACAGCCGAGAACACUCACACAAGUCUUCACGGGACCGUGAUCACGAGAGGGACAGCAAGCGCAGUUCAUCUGAGCGGAGAUCAGACGGGCUGAACGGGAGGACGGAGUCUCGCCGUCACGAUGACAGAGAGGCUGGAGAGAUCUGAAUCAUCUCACUCUAUCAUAACAAACACACAGCGCGCUCCCAUACAUAUACCCACUUUUUUAUUUAUCAUGUUUGCUUGGUCCGUAGUAAACUGCCCACGCCCUGUUUCAUUAUAGUCUUUGUAGUCUUUAAUAUCUCAGUCCAGUGAGACGUAAACCUGUCGGAUUCACUGUCAAAUGUUGAAAUGACAAUUGUGUGUGGAGAUUUUUUUUUUAUUUUCUCAAAAGUAUGUACUGCCACUUUUUUUUGCCCCUCCAUAAUGUCUGUUAUUUUUUUGGGAUUGGGAUUUUAUUUUGUACAGUUUGUCCUGAGUGGAUGUGUGCAUGUUUUGCUGAAGGCUGUUCUGAGGUCAGUUUAAACGCCCUUUCUUUAAAUAUAGCUGCAGUAUUCCCCCAUAGAGACAGAGAGUGACUCUUUGCAUCAGUAGCAGAGGCGUAGGAGAUUAAUAAAUCUAAACGAGUGAAUCCGUCAUGGCGUAUUGUUUCAGAUUUACUGUGUACAUGAUCUUUUAUAAGGCUGUUUUGAUUUCAUGUCCUUAUCAAAGUGCAUUAAAUGGUUUUAUGACUUUAAA